AAUUAACAUCCCACUCUAUUUGAUAAGUCUACCUCCAACACUCCCAUUCCUACUCUUACAGUCCCACUCUACUCUACUUUGUAGUAGCACUAUUUCAAUAUAUUACCCCAAUCAAUAACUAUCCUUUUUUAUUCAUUUCAUUUGCUGCUGUUUCCCCUUUUUAUCAUUGCCUCCAAUUCCACUAUUUUUCUCUAUUCCUUUGCUUUCUUCAUACUACCACUCAUUUAUUGCCACCACCUACCUCAACUAUUAUUCUUCCCUGCCCUGAGCGUAUACAUUAUAUAUUGACACACACAUAUUUUUCAUCAUAUGUGUGUGUUAUUGAGAGUACUACGUUAUUAGCUAAGGAUACCGCGAUUUAUCAAAGAUUUUUUAAGCUAAGGGGAAUAUAUACAUAGUCUUUAGGACUAAUUAGCGUGCAGGCUUAAGAGUAUGAUGAGAGAUCCUGGGUGUUACCACCGUGUUUCUAUUCUCUUACUAUUCGCCGUCUCCAUCUUCGCACUCUUGACCUCCCCCUCCACUUCUAGGGAUAUGCAGCUGUACAUGCUCAACUGUAGAAAUCAUGACUUGCAGCAAGUUCAGAAGAUUAUAAAUAAUGGUGCAACAAGCAGCAAAGAUGAAAGCAAUAAUGUAGCAAGGAGGAUUCUAAGAGGGAUAGGGUCAUCCCCGCCGCGCUGCGCAUCCAAGUGUGGCAAGUGCAGACCAUGCAGACCAGUUCACGUUCCGGUGCCUCCAGGGACACCCGUUACUGCUGAAUAUUACCCUGAAGCAUGGAAGUGUAAAUGUGGUAACAGGUUGUACACCCCUUAAACAAAAUAAAUACUCAAUCUUCAUACUAAUAUCACAUCUUGGCUUCCUAAUCAUCCAUUUAUACCACAGUACACCUCCUUUUCUUGCAUCAUUGCAUGCUUCCUUUAGGCCUGUUUCUCGCUAAUUACUUAGAACAUGAACAACAUGUGACACCGUCGAAAUCCCGUCUACUUCAUUAUUGGUUAUACAUGGUGAUUGAUUACCUAAUAAGUUCGCCUUACUCGCCAUUAUUAGUUGUUGUUAUUGUAAAUAAAGUAGCAAAUGGUCUAUUGAUUGUAAAUACUAAAUACUUGGUAUAAUAUUUCUACCACCUUAUACAAGCUUGUUUAUACUUUGAAAAUCAAAAGAUGACCAUGCAUUUUAGUGUUGUAAUAGCUUA
Messenger RNA from Chenopodium quinoa (quinoa), 1189 nucleotides. RefSeq names its product EPIDERMAL PATTERNING FACTOR-like protein 2. Gene Ontology annotation, biological process: stomatal complex development; guard cell differentiation. The record is from RefSeq and is a predicted model, not a curated record. NCBI's taxonomy places the organism in Eukaryota, Viridiplantae, Streptophyta, Magnoliopsida, Caryophyllales, Amaranthaceae. The coding region runs from base 433 to 810 and encodes 125 amino acids. The transcript has 3 exons.